AUGGCGGCUUCUCAGGAUCUAUUCGGACGUCUUCAAGCCCAUCUCGGCGAACUGGAGGAGGAUCCGGUUAACACGGAUAUUGACGAACGUCUCUUCGAAUCAUGCUCACUAGCUCUUGCGCCUGGCAUCUCCAAGAAAGAUUCCAUCACACUCAUAUCACAGCUCUCUCGCAUCUUGCCGGUGUUGCAAAAAGAUCCGACACAACCAAUUCAAUUCUUGGUACUUUUGCUGGAGCCAUUGACUUACUCGGAUGUGCUUGGUCUCAAUGCUGCGGUCGACUUUGUCGGUGGACUUCAUGUCGCUGCCACUCCGUAUAAUCGACUGAUGCUGGCGCUGUUGAACAAGGCGGCUGGAAAUGCUACGGAUGCUGCGACUAUUGCUGCACAGCCUGAAGUCGUCACUGCUUUGGUAAACUUAUGGCUAUGCACUAGUGAUGCUGGUAUUGCCAAGCAGGCGAGUGAUGUGUUGCUUGCUCUGCUCAAGGUCGACCACGCGGUUCCUCCCGGUGCUGGUGACGAGCAAUCGCUUCCGGGACACAGUCAGGGAUUGAUGUGGAAGCGUGUAUUUGGUGAUCAGGACGUUUAUGCAUUGAUCUUCUCUGUCUGCUCGUUGAAGCAUACUGAAGGCGUGGAGUUGUCUGGAAGCCAGAGGACACUUGCUCAAGCUCGCUUGCUCGAAUGGCUUCCUGAGGUCGGUGCUAUCAACUGGAAUGCUAUCACACAUGCACAUCAUCCAGAGGUUGAAAGACGCUACACUGAUGGCAAAGGAGAGGGUAUGCUGUAUUUUGCUGUAGCAUGCAUGGUCGAUACGGCUAGCGAUGUCCUGAUGCAUCGCUGUUUGGUCGAAUUUUACGCCACCCUGCUCCAGACAAUCACGCCGAUCGAGUCAGCAGCAUCACCACAUUCGUCUGCUGCUCUUGACUUUCUCGUCCAACACAAGCUGCAUGAGAAGGCAAUGAGUUUCUACCUGGACCCAUCCAACCCUCGUCAUGACCCUUUAGACGUACAAUUUCUGUACGCACCUUCGGCAAACUAUGUGGCUGCCUAUGCAUCAUCAUACCCUUCACACUUCCUCUCCAGCCCUCUCAAGCCAACUCUCAUCAAACGUCUCCAAAGCUCUCUGGACUUAUCGCCUAGCCGCUGGGCACACGCCGAAUCACCAAAGCACGAUCUACACAUUCUCGCAUCCAUGCCUCGUAGCUCCCUCCUCCCGACCAACAACAGUUGGUCUUCAUCUCCACUUUCCCUGCUGCCUUCCAAGUCCACAAAUGCAGAUGUUCUGGCUACACUAGCUACAGUUUUCCACGGGCCCUCAAAGCAAGAAAUCAUCAAUUAUCCAGCUUCAUCGCCACUUAUGAACACCACCCACGACGCAACCUGGAAAUCUGAAGCGCAGGCUGCUUAUGCGCUCUACUAUCUCUAUCUCAACCAUAACCCUUUGUUGUUUUCUGAUCUCGUGCAUCAUGCUGAGAUUGUGGCGUUGAGGGAAGUGGCUCUGGCUGCUAUUGCUUUGAUCCGCAGUAUCGCAACUGCAAAUUGGUUGCCUCUGACCCCUGACUCUAUCCCUUCCGUUCAAGAGUUCCGCGCCGUCUUACCUUCUACCUCUCUCGCCGAACACCACAGAGGCUUUUUAGCCAUUCUCUCACCACCUUCGCUGGAGUAUUGUCUUCCUUACCUCCUGUCCCCAUCCCAAACCUUCUCGAAUUUAGUUGGUGGAGUGGGAGACAGCGAAAACUCUGCUUACAGGGUUGCAAUGAGUAAAUUUGAGUGUUUGAAGGAGGUGUACAAUCGGCUUAAGGUGUUUUGUGAGGAGGGAGGUGAGGAAGGAAAGGAGUGGGAGGAUGUGGUUAAGACUUUGAGGAAGAAGGUUGAUGAGGGACCUUUUGGACGCAUGGGAGGGGAGGUUGGGGGGAGGAUUGCUACGAUGGAGUUGUGA
Aureobasidium melanogenum CBS 110374 is the source of this 1935-nucleotide messenger RNA. RefSeq lists its product as uncharacterized. NCBI's taxonomy places the organism in Eukaryota, Fungi, Ascomycota, Dothideomycetes, Dothideales, Saccotheciaceae. The coding region runs from base 1 to 1935 and encodes 644 amino acids. The transcript has a single exon. The record is from RefSeq and is a predicted model, not a curated record.